CUCGCACAGUGGUGCUCUAGACUUGUGCGUUGUCGAGUGAUUGAGUCGAACGGUUUCUCCAUUCUCUUCUUCAUCUUUCAGCGUAGCGUUCUCAUUCCUUCGGUCGUCCUCUUCAUAAUCGUCUAUCCCCUCGAUCACUUUCGAUUUCUCUGUUUCUGCUCUUGUCCAGUCUUGAACGCGCGCGUCUCCUUCGUUCUCCACUUUCCUUCACUUCGUCAUACACGAGUCCAUCCACGAUGGCUUGCUUGACUUCUCUAUUGCUGCUGGCAGCGUCUUCUUCCCUUGUUGUUGGAGGGCCGUUGCCCAAAGGCCACAAGAGACAAAUCUUAUCCAGCUACACAAACACGACCUCAACGGCUUCUUCGACUGUCGACCUGUAUUCUCUCGGAUCGUCAAUACCCUCGCUGAGUGCACCAAUUGCCAACGCAGAGACUGCUGUCAUUAUCGAGCCCGUUCAGCCGACUGUCUUCACGCAGACAGCACCUGCCAUUACAUUUCUUCUUCCGGACGGUCAAGCCAUUGCUACUCAACCACAGCAGACGUUCUUGUCAACAUCAUACAUUGCCACCAUCAACCCAAUCCCUACCUCGGAAUCCAAAUCAAGCGCCGUGUCACCAGAUGCUGCUGCUUCGUCGUCGGCACCUGCCAAAAGCCAGGCAUUGAGCUCCUUCCCGGCGAAGGGCCUCUCUAGUUCAAAAGCGGAGGUCGAAAGUGAGAUGUCGAGCGCCACUCAGACGCCUCCAAUGUUCACCUACUCGCCUGAGGAUACCACAACGGCAGCUUUCUUCGCGCCGAGCACAUUGACCCCUAGUUUCACCUUGGCCAGCUCUAUUGCCGUCAGCUCUGUUCUUGAGAGCUCUAUUCGUUCAAGCUCGGCUGUUGUCAGUGCCACUCCGUCCGCGACUGGAGGCCUGCCAGCGCAGAAUGGCACAGGAAUGCCCGGCUUCACCCACCCGGGCGCGAACCAGGGCUCUGCUACUCUCAGCAACGCCUUGUUCAGUUCCUCUGGCCUGAGCUCAUCAUCGGCUGCGUCAGUGUCGCAGGUAACGCCUUCGGCGCUUGUGAGCUCCGCAGGGUCAUCACUCCUGGCUUCAAGCUCCGUGCUUCCUGCCCCAGCAAAUUCGACCAUGAUCACCUCAUCCCGCCUUGUUGUUACCAAGACACUGUACACUACCGUGUUCCCCACUGCUGCCGCCUCUGAAGCUCCCGGUUUCUCAAGCAUCACGCUAUCUUCAACAUUGAACCCUAGCGCGCCAAUAUCCUCUGCUGCCGGUUCGAGCUCAGCUGCUGCUGCCGCACCUGCGUCUUCUUCCAUCCUCUCCUUGGUUGUGCCUUCGCCCUCGGCCGAACUUCUCCCAUCCACGUCGUUGCAAGUACCGCCUGUGGUCAUUAUCACACAGUACACCACCGUCUUACCAUCAGAGACACCUGCGGCGUCUUUAGUUCCAUCGUCUUCCUCGCAACCGGCUGGGUCUUCUGUUGCGCCUUCCUUCGCGCUUUCCUCGUCUGCAUACGCCACGUCUAGCGCUUCGACUUCCCCCUCUAUACCUGCGUCCAGUGCAAAAACUACACCUACCCACUCAUCGAGUGCUAUUACCUCGUCUUCGGUAUCAGCUUCAAGCGAGCCCAUUACUUCCAAGACCUCAUACGCGAUUACGAACGUAGAGCCGUCGCCUACAGAAGCAUCCGUGACGCCCACUGCUUCCACGUCUGAAGGGCCAUUGAUCAUAACGCCGAUUGAGCUGAGCCAGAUCUUCACUGUCACGGUGACAGAGAGGGAGAAGGAGACCGUCACUGCUACAGUUACGGCCACAGUGACAGCGUGAGCGCCGAAUGCGUAGGAGAAGAUGCAAGAAAAGAAGAGUCCGGGAUCUGAAUAGAAUUGGCGACAGGAUGACGCAGGUAAUAGAAGGCCUAAAUUUGAUACCCAAUACCACUAUAUAGCAGGCCUAUAAUCGAACAGAUAAUUUGUAGACGGCAAUGUUUAGUCUGAAGUCUACAAUCUAGUGAUUGCUACUACGAAUACAUACUUACGUCUGCU
This is a messenger RNA of Didymella exigua CBS 183.55, 2041 nucleotides long. RefSeq lists its product as uncharacterized. Bases 237 to 1826 code for a protein of 529 amino acids. Lineage: Eukaryota; Fungi; Ascomycota; Dothideomycetes; Pleosporales; Didymellaceae. The record is from RefSeq and is a predicted model, not a curated record. The transcript is spliced from 2 exons.